Messenger RNA from Cephus cinctus (wheat stem sawfly), 1780 nucleotides. RefSeq names its product putative aldehyde dehydrogenase family 7 member A1 homolog (gene Aldh7A1). The coding region runs from base 64 to 1656 and encodes 530 amino acids. The record is from RefSeq and is a predicted model, not a curated record. Lineage: Eukaryota; Metazoa; Arthropoda; Insecta; Hymenoptera; Cephidae. The transcript has 8 exons. Gene Ontology annotation, molecular function: aldehyde dehydrogenase (NAD+) activity.
UCGAUCUUUGUUUGCGGCAGAAACUUGCUAGAUUGCAAGUCGGUCGAUGUCACUUCAGAAACAAUGUCGAGACUGCUAGUAAGAAACUUAACACCGACGUCAGCUGCGCAAUUGAGUUUGAGGAAACUGGUAACAGACCCAAAAUAUGGAUUUCUAAAGCAAUUGGGCCUGGUAGCAGAAAAUCCUGGUUUAUACGAUGGCAGGUGGGGUGGAUCUGGCAAGGUAAUCGAGUCCAUAUCACCGGCAACAGGUAAAGUGAUAGCGAGGGUACGAGAAACAACGCCUCAGGAGGCAAGUAAUGCAGUCACAGAAGCUAAGAAGGCCUGGGCCCAUUGGGCCUCAUUGCCUAGCCCCGCCAGGGGUGAGAUAGUCCGUCAGAUAGGUGAUGAACUGCGUAAAAAUUUGAAACCCCUGGGACAACUCGUUUCUUUAGAAAUGGGUAAAAUUUUACCUGAAGGAAUUGGCGAGGUCCAAGAGUAUAUAGAUAUAUGUGACUAUGCCGUUGGAUUAUCGAGAAUGCUGCCCGGAAGUCUCUUACCGUCAGAACGAAAGGAUCAUAUCCUUCUCGAGAAAUGGAAUCCUCUUGGGGUCAUUGCUGUUAUAUCAGCAUUUAAUUUUCCUGUGGCUGUGUACGGCUGGAACAGUGCCAUUGCCAUGGUUUGCGGAAAUGCUAUCAUUUGGAAAGGAGCACCAACUACUCCGCUGGUUUCCAUAGCCACCACGAAGAUCGUCGCUGGAGUCCUAGAGCGUAAUGCUAUUCCUGGUUCUGUGGCUUCUCUGGUGACUGGAGGUGUGGAUGUCGGUGAUACUUUGGUUAAUGAUAAAAGGAUACCCUUGGUUUCUUUCACUGGCAGUACAAAAGUAGGAAAGCAGGUAGCACUUAAGGUACAGGACAGAUUUGGAAAAUCACUUCUAGAAUUGGGAGGCAAUAAUGCUCUAAUAGUGGCCCAGGAUGCGGAUUUAGAAAUGACUGUUAGGGCAGCAGUUUUCUCAUGCGUUGGAACUGCUGGCCAGAGGUGUACUACUACCAGAAGAUUAAUUCUGCACAAUAAAAUCAAAGAUGAAUUAUUAGGAAGACUUAAAACGGCAUUCAAAAGUAUUCUGGGAAGAAUUGGAGAUCCAUUGGAUGAUGGCACACUAUAUGGACCAUUACACAAUCAACAAGCAGUUGAUGCGUAUAAGGAAACUAUCCGUAAAGCAGUAGAGAGUAAAGGAAAAAUUGAAUUUGGUGGAAAACAAGUAGAAAGACCUGGUUUCUAUGUUGAACCAACUAUAAUUUCCGGUUUACCUAUAAAUUCGGAAGUCGUGCAACAUGAGACAUUUGCUCCGAUCGUUUAUAUAUUCGAAGCAAACUCUCUCGAGGAAGCCAUUGUUCUAAACAACAGUGUAGAACAGGGAUUAAGCAGUUCUCUGUUCACUAAAAAUGUAGCCAGCAUGUUCCAGUGGAUUGGACCGCACGGAUCAGAUUGCGGAAUCGUUAACGUAAACAUUGGUACCAGUGGAGCCGAGAUUGGCGGAGCGUUUGGCGGAGAAAAAGCAACAGGUGGUGGCCGAGAAAGUGGAAGCGAUGCUUGGAAACAGUAUAUGAGAAGGGCCACGGUAACCAUCAAUUAUGGAAGUGAACUACCCUUAGCACAGGGUAUUAAAUUUGAAUGAUCUAAUUAUAAGGAGAAACUGUAGGAUAAGUGAAUGUAAACUGAGACGAAUGUAAAAAUAUUUUUAUUACCACGAUAUACAUAGAAAAAAACUUAAGAAGAUAAAUCGAAACGUAUAAAGUCAA